GGGGCCUCCCUCUCUAAUAUUUACAAGAGUCCCCCAUUUCUUACUCAGGCCAUUGCUCAAUUGGUUUCUUUACAAAGAGUGGUACUCUGGCCAUGCAACAUCCUCCGAUAAAUUCAAGUAAAAGCACAUUUCCUCGUUGCAAAAUUAAUUAUAGUACCUUUUAUUAUCAGAGAAGAAUAUAUGAAACAAUUUUCCUGAAGUUCACAGGUAAGUGAUGCUGGCAUAACCUUUAAAAUUAGCAUGCAUAAAUAAAGAGAUGCUGUAUUUCCUAAAAUCACUUUCUAAUUCUAACAGGGUGGGGCGGGGGGAAGGCCGUAUGAGACAAGAACGAAACUAAGAACUGGACGGAUUUAAAGGUUCUCUUUGAGGGGGAGGGUAUUUCUAAAUGUCUGAGGGUGAGAAGAUUGCGAGUCCCUAAAACAACCUACAGGCAGCGACUCCUUUCAACUGUUUCAUUUUUCAGAGCAUCAGCCGUGUGAAAACAUCAGACACAAGCCAGUCCUGUCGCGCACAAAUACUCAAAAAAAAAAAGAGUAGCAUAAACUUCAGGAGCAAGCUGAUUGGCUGCAAACUAAACGACGCAGCGCACCACCAACCCACCGAGCACCCGUCUGCACGAAGCGAUUGGUCGCUACGGCAAGCGAGCAGGAACAGUUCCUGAGCGUCGACCUCGGGUUCCGGGUUCGCAGAACCAAGAUGGCGGCGGCCAGGUACUGGAAGCUGGUGCCCCGCCGGGGCCUGUCCCUCCAGGCCGCUGCCGAGGCCUCCGCCCCGGCCACCCAGGGGAGCGAUGCAGAGACCGUGGCGACGCCGGCCGCGCGGUACCCGCCGAUCGUGGCUUCCAUGACCGCCGACAGCAAGGCGGCGCGGCUGCGGCGGGUGCAGCGCUGGCAGGCGGCGGUGCACGCCGCCCCGUCCGUGGACGAGAAGAUACGGAUCCUCACCAAGAUGCAGUUCAAGAAGUACGUGGUGUAUCCGCAGACCUUCGCCCUGAACGCCGACCGCUGGUACCAGGGCUUCACCAAGGCGGUGUUCCUUUCGGGCCUGCCGCCCGCGCCCGUGCGGGCCCCGCCCUCGCUCGACCUCGCGGCCCUGCGCGCCGCCGUCUGCGACUGCAUCCUGCAGGAGCAUGUCUACCUGCGGCGUGGCCGGCGCCGGCGCCUCUUCGAUCAGCGCCAGGCCCUCGCCUCGCCGGUCCUGGACCACCUGGUGGGGACUCUGGUGAACCUGCUCGCCCCACUCAACCCUGUCCUGACCACUGCGGCCCUCGAUUAUAAGCGCCCUGUUGACUUUUACUGGCAUCGUGGUGAAGAAAGGAUUCCUGCUGGUCAUCGAAAAGGUCAUAUUGAUGCUUUAAGAUACCAAAUAAAUGAUAAACCACACAACCAGAUAAGAAUAUCUAAGCAACUGCCUGAGUUUGUUCCAUUGGAUUAUUCCAUUCCCGUAGAAAUCCCUGUUAUGAAAUGUAAACCAGACAAGCUUCCAUUAUUCAAACGGCAGUAUGAAAACUCCAUAUUUACUGGCUCAAAAACAGCAGAUCCCUGCUGCUAUGGUCACACCCAGUUUCAUUUGUUACCUGACCGUUUACAUAGAGAUAAGCUGUUAAAACUAAACCAAGCUGAGCAGGUGGAAGUUGUUUUUAGAGCUAAUGCCCUUGCAAGUCUUUUCGCUUGGACCGGAGCUCAAGCUAUGUACCAAGGAUUCUGGAGCGAAGCAGAUGUUACUCGACCUUUUGUCUCCCAGGGCGUGAUCACAGACGGAAAAUAUUUUUCUUUUUUCUGCUACCAGUUAAACACUUUGGCACUGACUGUACAAGCUGAUCAAAAUAACCCUCGUAAGAAUAUAUGUUGGGGGACACAGAGUAAGCCUCUUUAUGAGACAGUGGAAGAUAACGAUGUGAAAGGCUUUGAUGAUGAUGUUCUCCUGCAGAUAGUUGACUUUCUUCUAAAUAAACCGCAAGAAGACAGGACGCAGCUGUUGGGAAGCCAGGAGAAAGCACUUGAUCUGGGACCUUGAGGAUAUUUCAAUUUCACCAGAGGAAAAAUAAAAUCAUUUAAGAAUUC
Messenger RNA from Peromyscus californicus insignis, 2063 nucleotides. It is a transcript of the gene Mrps30, whose product is annotated as mitochondrial ribosomal protein S30. NCBI's taxonomy places the organism in Eukaryota, Metazoa, Chordata, Mammalia, Rodentia, Cricetidae. Bases 697 to 2016 code for a protein of 439 amino acids. Gene Ontology annotation, molecular function: structural constituent of ribosome. Gene Ontology annotation, biological process: translation. The transcript is spliced from 5 exons. Gene Ontology annotation, cellular component: mitochondrial large ribosomal subunit; mitochondrion; ribosome. The record is from RefSeq and is a predicted model, not a curated record.